AUGCUAAAUCUUCAUCAAAAAAUAAGAAUCAUCCUUGAUGUCGCUUCUGCCCUUGAUUCUCUUCACAAUCAUUGCCUACCAACCAUCGUUCAUUGUGACCUGAAGCCUAGCAACAUUAUGUUGGAUGAUGAUAUGUUGAACCAUGUGGGAAACUUCGAUUCAACUCAAUUUCUUGGAAAAAAUUCAAACCAACACAUGACAAGUGGCAGUAGAGGAACAAUUAGGUAUGCACCUCCAGAGUAUGGUGUUGGGAGUGUGAUAACAAGUAGUGGGGAUGUCUAUAGUUUUGGAAUACUGUUGUUCGAGCCACUCCCAAAGUCGGCGAAGCCCCAUCAGCCCCACCUUCACCUUCACCUUCACCCAAAUGUGAUAAGCCAAAAUCGGACCAGUCGAUCUUCAUCCUCCUCUAAUCGCCUCUAUCAAACCCUAGAACUCAAGAAGGAACUGCACAUGGAAUCAUCAACAGCACCACCAUCGCCGUUGGAAUCAUCAACAACACCACAAUCACCACCACCAUCUCAUAUCUCCACUCAACCCUAA
Messenger RNA from Lactuca virosa, 540 nucleotides. Lineage: Eukaryota; Viridiplantae; Streptophyta; Magnoliopsida; Asterales; Asteraceae. The record is from the annotation of a GenBank genome assembly.